AUUUGACAUUUUUUUGGUACUCUCAUACAAAUGUUUGCAAUUUUAUGUUCAUUCGACUUGUAAUUUGAAUCAAAAUCCAUUCUAAUAAGGCUUAAACUUUUUCUGUUUCUUUAAUUGUCUUUGACCUGUCGCGUGUUGUUAUUAUAAAUACUCUCAGACUUAAGAUUUUGUCAUACUUUGUAACAUUCAUGUUACGCAUUAUUUUAAAGGAACAAUGUGUUAGUCUGAUUAUUAAGUGCUAAUCAUGUUGUCGACUCGUGUAAAUAAAGCCUAUAGGCUGCAGCUAAAGUCUGUGGUAAGGCAGACAAGCACCACGCCAGAUGCGAAAUCCAUUCAAUCGCCGAAUCCAUCUAAAAUUUCUAGUGAUAUGAUAGGUCCACCAGACCCUGUGUCCAAUCUUAGAAAAAUUAUAUUCAAGAAACCUGAUAAUGAGACGUAUUUAGAAGAAAGAUAUCGAAAAUUAAGAAUGGAAGUGCAGGAAUGGAACCACAAUUUUUGGGCUCAGCACAAUUCUCGGUUUUUCGAGGAACGUGAUUUAUAUUUAAAGAAUAACUUGCCUGAAGGAAAGGCAAAUCUCACUGCUGAUGAGAUGAGUGUAUUUUACAAAGCUUUUCUUGACAAAAACUGGAAGACGCAUCUGACAUAUAACAAGGAGUGGUAUAAAAAGAACUUAACUCUACUAAGUUUAGCUAUACAAGUUAGAAUUACAAAAUUAUUUCGAACGAAAGAAUCAAAGUAAUUCCAUAUUUUAUGUGUAGCAAUUUGAUAAAAAUUAGUCAAAAAUUUCAUUUGUACAAAAUUUUAAAUGGUUAUUUAGUUAUAAGAGUGUAAUAUAUUGUAUAGUUAAAAGUCAUUACUUUUAAAAUAAUAAAAAAAAAUCCUCAAUAUUUGUUUUUAUAUAAUUAAUCAUUUGGAUAGGUUAUAAGCACACGAGAGUGGAAUACAAA
Vanessa atalanta (red admiral) is the source of this 947-nucleotide messenger RNA. It is a transcript of the gene Coa8, whose product is annotated as COA8 family protein CG14806, mitochondrial. Lineage: Eukaryota; Metazoa; Arthropoda; Insecta; Lepidoptera; Nymphalidae. The transcript is spliced from 2 exons. Gene Ontology annotation, cellular component: mitochondrion. Gene Ontology annotation, biological process: intrinsic apoptotic signaling pathway. Bases 245 to 739 code for a protein of 164 amino acids. The record is from RefSeq and is a predicted model, not a curated record.